Molecule: messenger RNA, 3126 nt
Organism: Crotalus tigris (Tiger rattlesnake)
Lineage: Eukaryota; Metazoa; Chordata; Lepidosauria; Squamata; Viperidae
Gene: DYNLT3
Product: dynein light chain Tctex-type 3
Exons: 5
Coding region: 101-451 (116 amino acids)
Biological process (GO): microtubule-based movement
Cellular component (GO): cytoplasm; cytoplasmic dynein complex; kinetochore
Molecular function (GO): dynein intermediate chain binding
Source: RefSeq, a predicted model, not a curated record
CUCGUGCUCCUGGCUCAGAGGAGGAGGAGGAGGAGAAGAAGGAAGUAGAAUUGCUGAGCUAAUACAAGGGCGAGGCUGGGAACCGGGAGACGCCACAGCCAUGGAGGAGUUUAAUCCCCGUAACGAUGAGAUGAUCUUUAACACUGAAGAAGCCCACAAUAUUAUUAAAGAUUGCAUAGAAGGUGUUCUGGGCAAGGCAGAUUAUGACCAUGACAAUGUGAAUAAAUGGACUGCAGCUGUAGUAGAACAGUCUCUAACAAAUCUAGUAAAAUUGGGAAAAACAUAUAAGUAUAUUGUGACCUGUGCUGUGAUGCAGAAGUGUGGGGCUGGUCUGCAUACUGCAAGCUCAUGUUUUUGGGAUACCACAACCGAUGGUACUUGCACAGUCAGAUGGGAAAACAGAACAAUGAACUGUGUGGUUAGUGUCUUUGCUGUGGCCAUAAACUUGUAGCAAAAAAUUAAAGAUUGUAAACUGGAUAAAAUAAGUUAUCUCAAAGCCUUUUAAAUUAGAAAUUAUGGAAUACUCAGAAUAUACUGUAAGAAUUAUUUAAUAGAUAUUAUUAAGUCUGAGAAAAAAAGGAAAUGUGCUUUUAAAAAUGUUUCUGCAAAAAUGUUUAUAUUCUAAAGCCUUUUUUCUGUCAGCUGGGAGAUGGCUAUAUAUGUAUAUGCUGAUUUUAAAAGGCAAACAUUUGAGUACGCUGUAAUUGUAUGUUUUGUGUUCAAAAACAAAAACAUGCUGGAUUAUCACCAAUACUUCACAUGUAGGAAAUUAGGAGAAAUACUUGGAGAAUAAAUUACUUAUAAUAUAUAAGAAGUUGACAUAUAUUUUGCUUGAGUGACAGAUCUUAGUAUUUUGGAACGAGAUUUUUAACCUGUUUCAGAAUUCUUUGCAACUUCUUUAUUUCUCAAAAUAAUGACUGAUAAACUUCAGCUUGACUACUGAAAUCUAAUUUUGUGUAUUCCGAGACAAAUCUCUGAAACUGGCACAGAGAGAACCGAACUGGGUCUCUUGAGAACUGAACAAGUGUCAUAGAAAGCACACCAUUGAAGGAUUCCAUGGUUGUGGUUUAAACUUAUAUGGAGAAAAGUUUCCACAAAACAGUAAGUUUCAAAACCUACUAUUUAGGUUUUGAAAACCUGUUUAAAAAAGUUAUGUAGUCAGAAGAUAUAUGCGGUAAAUGAACAGAACAAUGGUAAACAAAUUUUAAAAGUUUUUUUUGUUACUUGUAGAAUGAAGAAUAUAUAUAUUCUUCAAAAUAUAUAUAUUCUUCUUUACAGGUCAUGAAUAUUUUAUAAGUGAAUGUAGUUUUCAUGCUGGAAUUCACCAUGAUGAAAUUCUUAGGACUUAUUUAUAAAGUUGAGAGAAUCUUGUAUAAUGUUGAUAUUGAUAAAUAGUGUACAGCAGUGGGGGGGGGGGGUUCUUGCCUGUGUGCCACUUUCACAAAUGCAGGUUUGUACAUGUAUGGGCCACGGAGCAGGGUUUGGGGACCCCUGGUGUAUAGUAAUGCUGCAUCAAUAAAAAUCAUGAAAAAAUACCAUUAUGAUCUUUCAGGCAGAUACUCAGGCACAAUUAUGCAGCUAUUAUGUUACCUGUUUGCUAUAUAUUUUCAAUGCUGAUGUUUCUAAGUAAGGGCCAUCUUUUCUCCUUUAUGUCCUUGAAUAGCAAUGUGCCUUAAUAAUUUAAACAUAUAAAAUAAUAUUUCAUUUAUUGGACUUAAAAGUACACAUUCAAGUGUGGAAGCAGGCUUUAUAUUUUAAAAUGCACUUAAAUAUAAGUAUGAGGUUACAGAACAAUUAACAAUAGUUGUUCUCUGUUCAUGUUUAAUUGACAAUCUCUUGAAUUCAGUAGAGUUCCAAAUAACUUUGCUACUUAUGUCUGCUUAAUAGUUCUGGCAUUAUUAAAAUAAAGCUUACUUGACAGUAAAUUAAUUGAAAACCAUGAGACUAACUGUUAAGAAAAUAUUGCCAAAAUCAGUAGUAUUUAUGAUGCGCCCUAGGUCUAAUAAACAGAAAAACAUCAAGGCAGUAAUUCCAUUAAAGGAAAACUUUAAAAAAAUUAAGCAUUUCUGCAGAUAUAUUUGUGUUUCAGGGAACUAGUAUUUCAGCUUUUCAUGCACUUAUUGUGUUGUUUAGAAGGCAUUUGAAUCUUGAAAGCAGACUUUUUUAUUUUGGCCUUUUAAAAAUAUCAGGUUUAAUGAAUAUUGUUAUAAGAUUUUUAGAAAUGGUUUUUGACUAGUGCAGCGAACUUGGUUUUAUAUUAACAUUAUUUAAAGCAUCAGAACCUUAAUAUUUAUAAUGAAUUUGUUGCAAUUUAAUACUAUUAGCAGUAUAGCCCAAAUGUUUGUUAUAUAAUCAAAGAUGAACCUUAUUUCUGAAAUUAGUAUAUAUAUCUGCAACACAAAAGCCAAAACUAUUUCAUUGUAUAUCGUAUCACAGUUCUAGAUUCAUUCUUUUGCUUUUAUUCUUGUGAUAAGAUGUUUUAAUCUCUUUUCUGAAGUAGCGAAAGACAAUCUGGAAGUUAAUAUGUUUUAUGAAAGCUGCAAAUGUAAUAGACUCCUAUUUGCAUUCUGGAUGAAGUAAAGACUGAUUGCUUUCCAGAGGCAGUUAUCAGCAAACAAAAGCUCAGCUGUUUUUAUUAUGUGGUGUAUGCAAAUGAUGGACUUGAAAAAACCCACUAUGUUUGACAAAGUUGAAGGGAAAAGAAAAUGAAGGCAGUGGGCAGAAUGAAAAUGGGAUGAAGGUGAGUGGAGGAAGACUACAAGAGGAAGACCUUUGAAGACUACAGCAGUCCUAGAUGAUAAGCUUCUGUUCAUCUGUUGGAUUAUCUACUUAAAUCAGAGAAUUACACUUUUAGAAAUCUUUCUCAUUCACACACACACACAACCACCUUUUUUCAUAAAUGAGAAUAUUUUGAUUGGGUUUCAUGUAUUUAUAAUGUAUCUAAAAAUCAAUUUUGCUGUAAACUUACUUUAUACAGAGAUUCGGAAAUUCAAAACUGGCAAGAUUGCACUAUAAUGAUAUUGAUAUUUGUCUUAAACAGCUACAUUUUGUUUUUACUUAAAUAAAUUAUAUCUGCCUUAGUUGUCACUUAUGCUUUUUUAAUUAAAUUAAUGACAUAAUUCUUGA